GCGGGAAAAGCACACAGGCUGAGCUCGGAGGAGAGGGAGCAGCUUCUGCCAAACCUGAGAGCUGUGGGGUGGAACGAGGUGGAAGGCAGAGAUGCCAUCUUCAAAGAGUUCCACUUCAAGGACUUCAACCGGGCCUUUGGCUUCAUGACCAGAGUGGCUCUACAGGCAGAAAAACUGGAUCACCACCCUGAAUGGUUCAAUGUGUACAAUAAGGUCCACAUCACCUUGAGCACCCACGAGUGUGGAGGCUUAUCGGAGCGAGACAUCAACUUGGCCAGCUUCAUCGAGCAGGUUGCAUCUUCCCUCUCCUGA
This is a messenger RNA of Eurypyga helias (sunbittern), 312 nucleotides long. It is a transcript of the gene PCBD1, whose product is annotated as pterin-4 alpha-carbinolamine dehydratase/dimerization cofactor of hepatocyte nuclear factor 1 alpha. The record is from RefSeq and is a predicted model, not a curated record. The transcript has 3 exons. Gene Ontology annotation, biological process: tetrahydrobiopterin biosynthetic process. Gene Ontology annotation, molecular function: 4-alpha-hydroxytetrahydrobiopterin dehydratase activity. NCBI's taxonomy places the organism in Eukaryota, Metazoa, Chordata, Aves, Eurypygiformes, Eurypygidae. The annotation marks the transcript as partial.